Molecule: messenger RNA, 2867 nt
Organism: Hemicordylus capensis (graceful crag lizard)
Lineage: Eukaryota; Metazoa; Chordata; Lepidosauria; Squamata; Cordylidae
Exons: 5
Coding region: 1731-2741 (336 amino acids)
Source: RefSeq, a predicted model, not a curated record
UCCAUGCCAGAACACUUUCCAGCACCUCCCAUCACCAACAAGAUCCUGUGGGAAGAGGUCACUGAGGAACCCUCCAUGCCAGAACCCCUUCCACCACCUCUGAUCACCAGUGACAUCCUGGGGGAAGCGCUCACUGAGGAACCCUCCAUGCCAGAACCUCUUCCAGCAACUCACAACACCAAUGACAUCCUGGAGGAAGAGCUCUCUGAGGAAACCUCCGUGCCAGAACCUCUUCCAGCAACUUACAUCACCAAUGACAUCCUGGCGGAAGCGCUCCUUGAGGAACCCUCCAUGCCAGAACACCUUCCAGCACCUCGCAUGACCAAUGACAUAAUGGGGGAAGACCUAACUGAGGAACCAUCCAUGCCAGAACCCAUUCCAGCACCUCGUAUCACCAACAACAUCCUGGGGGAAGAGCUCACUGAGGAACCCUCCAUGCCAGAACCCCUUCCAGCACCUCGCAUGACCAACGACAUCCUGGGGGAAGAGCUCACUGAGGAAUCCUCCAUGACAUAACCCCUUCCAGCAGCUCGCAUCACCAAUGACAUCCUGGGGGAAGAGCUCACUGAGGAACCCUCCAUGCCAGAAGCUCUUCCAUCACCUCGCAUGACCAAUGACAUCCUGGGGGAAGAGCUCAUUGAGGAACCCUCCAUGCCAGAACCACUUCCAGCACCUCGCAUGACCAAUAACAUCCUGGGGGAAGAGCUCACUGAGGAACCCUCCAUGUCAGAACCCCUUCCAGCAAUUCACAUAACCAAUGACAUCUUGGGGGAAGGGCUCAAUGAGGAACCCUCCAUGCCAGAACCACUUCCAGCAACUCGCAUCACCAACAAGAUCCUGGGGGAAGAGUUCACUGAGGAACCCUCCAUGCCAGAACCACUUCCAGCACCUCGCAUCACCAAUGACAUCCUGGGGGAAGUGCUCACUGAGGAACCCUCCAUGCUAGAACCACUUCCAUCACCUCUCAUGACGAAUGACAUCCUGGGGGAAGAGCUCAUUGAGGAACCCGCCAUGCCAGAACCACUUCCAGCACCUCGCAUGACCAAUGACAUCCUGGGGAAAGAGCUCACUGAGGAACCCUCCAUGCCAGAACCACUUCCAGCAACUCGCAUCACCAACAAGAUCCUGGGGGAAGAGCUCACUGAGGAACCCUCCAUGCCAGAACCACUUCCACCUCCUCGCAUCACUAAUGACAUCCUGGGGGAAGAGUUCACUCAGGAACCCUCCAUGCCAGAACCUCUUCCAUCACCUCGCAUGACCAAUGACAUCCUGGGGGAAGAGCUCAUUGAGGAAUCCUCCAUGCCAGAACCACUUCCAGCACCUCGCAUGACCAAUGACAUCCUGGGGGAAGAGCCUACUGAGGAACCCUCCAUUUCAGAACCUCUUCCUGCAACUCACAUCACCAAAGACAUCCUGGAGGAAGAGCUCAUUGAGGAACCCUCCAUGCCAGGACCACUUCCAGCACCUCGCAUCACCAAUGACAUCCUGGGGGAAGAGUUCACUGAGGAACCCUCCGUGCCAUAACCUCUUCCAGCACCUCGCAUCACCAAUGAUAUCCUGGGGGAAGAGCUCACUGAGGAACCCUCCAUGCCAGAACCCCUUCCAGCCACUCGCAUCACCAACAAGAUCCUGGGGAAGAGCUCACUGCGGAACCCUCCGUGCCAGAACCUCUUCCAGCACCUCCUAUCACCAAAAACAUCCUGGGGGAAGAGCUCACUGAGGAAUCCUCCAUGCCAGAACCCCUUCCAGCACCUCGCAUGACCAAUGACAUUCUGGGGGAAGAGCUCACUGAGGAAUCCUCCAUGCCAGAACCCCUUCCAGCACCUCGCAUGACCAAUGACAUUCUGGGGGAAGAGCUCACUGAGGAACCCUCCAUGCCAGAACCCCUUCCAGCACCUAACAUCACCAACGACAUCCUGGAGGAAGAGCUCACUGCGGAUCCCUCCAUGCCAGAAUAUCUUCCAGCACCUCGUAUCACCAAUGACAUACUGAGGAAAGUGCUCAUUGAGGAUACCUCAGUGUCAGGUCCUUCCAUCCUCACAAACACUCCAAAGGAAGCAGCUUCUGUGUCAGAGCCCUUACUAGAGCCUUCCAUGGCUUAUAAUUAUCUUCAGCAAGAAGCAGAACUCCUCAAAGCGUUACAGCAUAACUAUGUCCAGCAGCAACUGAGGGUUCGCCGCAUUUCCCAACAGUUCCCUCAUUCUCUUCGGGCCAUCAACCUGCAAAUUGGACUCUUGCGGACAAGGCUCAUCUGCAGUGAAGUUCAGCUGCAGUGGUGGGAAAGGGAAGUGCCUGUAAUCCAAGCAGCUUCUCGGGAUGUUCCUGCAGGCCCUGCUGCACUUCUCCAGGCCUCUGGGUCUGAUUCAUCAUUGUCCUCUGCCUCCCUUGAGGUUGCCUCCAUCCCACGCUCCACCUCCACCUCUUCCCUCCUCCUGCAUCCCUCUCCACCUCCUCCUCCUUCCCCACCUCCUCUGGAACCGGACCUCAGCAAUGUGAAAGAAACUCUGCAGAGUUUGGUAGAGAUGCAGCUCCAUCAGCUGCGUGACUGCCAAAGAGACCUCCGCAGCUGCCAGGAAUGCUUACAAAGCUUCAAGGCACUGAGGGGACAAUUGAGGCGGCUAAGGAGCAGACUGGCCAGGGUGGAAGCCACUAUGGGGAUCGUGGUUCCUCCAAGGGAGCUGGACGUUGCUGAGGAAGGGGAAGGCAAAUUAAAAGAGACAACUGUGCUACUAUUUACAUAAGCAGCAAUAACAUGCGGUGUAUAUAUUCUUUAAAACAUUAAAUAUUUGUUUUAAUAGAAUGUAGAGAUAGAACAGCAAUAAAACUUGCAUAUUUAUUGUUUAAAACAAUAAAAUGUUUUAUUUUAA